AGAGAAGUAUAGUAGGAUAUUUCUAUGGGUAAAACUAAAUAUUUGCCCCCCUCGUAAGCACUCAUGCCCGGUUUGUGCUCGUGUGUGGAUAUUUGGUUCUUGUUCUGCGCCAUUUUACUCAAUGUCGAAACAUUCCACAUUGUUCUUGUUGCCGGUGUGGUUCUCUAAUUCCACCUCCGCGUCACUCACAGUGCCGUCGUUCCUCAAAACACCUCAAGGUGUACUCAUGGUGGCAGAGUGUAGCGAAAGCUUAGUGGGGUGAUUCUGUGGAUUUGGUGAACCCUAAACGCACGGUGCAUCGGGAUUUUCCCGCCAAAAAUUUUCAACGAGUUCCGGAUGUUUUCCCGCGUGUUUUAUUGUUCUGGGCCUGGGCUAAACUGAAGAACUCUCGACCCUGGGACUGCGGCGUGUGACAAUUAAAUUAGAUACUUAAAUAAGAUUCCGGUUGGUGUUUGAGUCUCUGUCUGCCCAUAAAAGUUGGAAGUGCUUUUGGGGACAAAAAUUUUUUUGGUUAGACACCUGAAUCAUCGAGCAAUUUCGUUGAUAUUUCCUCCAUCCCCCGGGCUUAAACGGACAGAGGGCCGGUCACCUGUUUUUUUUUAACAUUGGCCAAAAGGCAGGCGGCCACCGGAGGAGUUGGACGUCAGUGUAUGGGCUUGCGAAUCACGCAAAAUCAUUCCAAUGUGAGUUGUCGAAGUAGUCUGAUCUCAAAAAUAAAAGUGGGUGUAGUCAAUUUUUCGACGGUCUGGUGAUGAGUGUUGGAAGAUCUAAAUCAACGUUGGAAGGCUUUUUUGUUGCUCCCGCAGACAUUUGGAGCAAUUAGCCAAAGAGCCCCGAUAGCGCACCCAGUUCACCUGAUCUCCAGAUAAGGGUUCUGCUUGCUGAAAGCGUGACGUCACCCCGCGAUUUUUAUUUAUUUUUUUGAUUAUUAUUUUCCGCGUACAAAAUAGAACAAAGUGUGAAUGCGAGACGACACAAAAAGUCCCUGGCAAAGAACAUGGUGCAAGUGUGUUGAGAGCCCCAAAGGGAUUUCUUAAAACUUGUGAGUGCUCAAAGAAGAGAACCAGACAGUGCUUGAAAUAUUUCACAUGUGACUGUCCUUUCUGAAUUCCCACGUGAAAUAUCCCCAGUGAAUUAAAUAAAAAAAAAAAGACACAAGAAAAAAAGCCCCAAGAGACACCAAGUGCUUUCAGCAGAGACAGUUUAAAAUAACACAAAAGGUAGAUUAAUUAGUGCGAAGACGGUUAAACAAAAAAAAAAUACAAAAGAAGAAACAACAGUGAUGGAAUUACCACCACCUCAUGAGGAUUGGGAGCAUCAAGUGAAUCCCUUUCUGGAGAUGAACAACUGCGAGGAGGAUUAUUUCAAUCCACAAGAGCUCCUUGUCGGCGGCGGCGGCAGUGGUGCAAGUGGCGGCCAAACGGCAGGAGGAGCUGGAGCACCCACAGGAACAGCUCAGUCACCAAUUUCUGCCACAAAUGCUCCCUCACUGAGCCCUGUUGGUUCAGCCACAGGAGCUGGUCCUGGUGCUUUGAGUCCCGGAUCCCUUUCGCAGACGUCCACAAAUGCCCCGGCGGCUUCGGCAUCAUCGUCAUGCUGCGAAAAUGGGCGGCCCAUUAUGACGGAUCCUGUGUCUGGGCAGACAGUCUGUUCGUGCCAGUAUGAUUCGGCCAGGCUAGCCCUCUCCAGCUACUCCCGUCUCCCAGCCGCCGGAGUGGGUGUCUAUGGCACCCCCUAUCCGUCCACAGACCAGAAUCCCUAUCCCAGUAUCGGUGUCGACAGUUCCGCCUUCUACUCACCACUGAGCAAUCCCUAUGGUUUGAAGGAGAGUGGACCUACCGGUGAUAUGACAGCCUGGACAUCAGCUGGACUCCAACCAACAACCGGCUACUAUCCCUAUGAUCCCACAUUGGCGGCCUAUGGAUAUGGCGCAGGAUACGAUUUAGCGGCAAGAAGGAAAAAUGCCACGAGAGAAUCAACAGCGACACUCAAAGCGUGGCUCAACGAGCACAAGAAGAAUCCCUAUCCCACAAAGGGUGAGAAGAUCAUGCUGGCGAUCAUCACCAAGAUGACACUGACGCAGGUGUCGACGUGGUUUGCCAACGCCAGGCGGAGACUGAAGAAGGAGAAUAAAAUGACGUGGGAGCCCAAGAACAAAACAGACGACGAUGAUGAUGCAAUGGUCUCGGAUGACGAGAAGGACAAGGACGACCUCGAUGGUGGCAUGGACAAGAGUCGAGAUCACAAAGAUUCCAUCCAUCAUGUGAAGUCUGAGCAGCAUGUGAAAGACGAGGAGGAGGAUGAUCUGACGGACGAUGACCGCAAGACUGAGGCUGCCGCCCUACUUGCGGCCACAGGCGGCAGCGCUGGUGGUGGUUUAGCGCACCAUCAUCAUCUUCAUCACCAUCAUCACCAUCAUCCGCACCAUCCCUACCAUCCUCAUCAUCCGCAUGCGAUGCUAGGCGGCGGAUAUGGCGUAAAGCAGGAAGACCAACAACUGACGGCGCCAAAAAACCAAACAAGCAGCGACUGUGGCGUGCCGAUUCCGGCCACCAAGCCCAAAAUCUGGAGUCUGGCCGACACAGCCGCGUGCAAGACGCCUCCCCCACUCCCACCCCACUCAGCACCGUGGAUGACGGCGCCAGGCUAUCAGCACCAGACGAGUGCACCUGGCAACGCCGGCAUGAUGAUGGGCUCAGGCGGCCCGCCGCCACAUGGCACCAUGUUGCCGACCGGCCAGCCACCGCCCCCUUCCACCCACCACCCCCUGCAGCAGGUGCAGCAGGGCACAAUGAUGCCUGGCACCGGCCCCAUGACCCCGAACUCCUUCACCGCCAACUAUGGCCGGUACGGGGGGUUUCUCAGUGGGCCCCCACCCCCACCGCCCUCGGCCCACCACUAUCCCAAUCCCUGCACCACCCCGAGCAACCACCUAGCCACGGGGGACACCACUACGCCCCUGGGCCCCACCCAGAUGUCCAGCAGCAGCAGUCAGGGCAGCAGCAACACGAAUACCCCGCCGGCGAUGGGGUUUCCCGAGGUCCAGACCGAUACACCACCCCAGACGCCGCCGAGUAUGAAGUUGCCCAGCGUGGCAGGGAACCUACUCACCCAUUCAGCCACCCCUACGACCGGUACCUGCUACAGUAACACCCCUAAUGGCAAUGGAUCUGCCAUGAACACCAAUGGCACCUACAAUGGUGCAUCGUCCCCAGGGGAUGGCCAACAAGGCAGUUUCAUGAGCAAUUUUGCGCGCAUGCAGCAGGGUAGUCCGAUUAACAACAAUAAUCUCCAUCAUCAUAAGGACUUUGCACAGAUGAUGAAUGCCGACAUGGCGGCUUUCAAGCCCUUCUACAAGAGUGCCCAUCAAGUCGGGAAUGGUUUCGUGUCGCCGGUCUGAGAUGACGUCGCCGGAAAUGGCUACCAGCCACAAUUUUAUUUUCCGGCGGACCUUGGUGACUCUGUGGAGAAAUACUGAAUGGGACGCACAUGCAAAUGUAUACGAAAGUUGAUGACUCUUUUUGUGUCUUUUUUUUUCAACUGCUGCAAGUGGACAACGAAGGUGUUGAUUUUUGGAAAGAAUAGGGCAAAGUGCAAGCACAUAUCUCAAUAGACCCGAAAGGAAUGAAAAGAAUUAACAAAACAAAUAAUUUUGUUCAUUUAACUCACUUAAGUAAUUUAUGAAGAAACAGAAGAAGAAAAAAAUCUCAAAAUAUAGCUCAAACACAUCAAAUAGAUAGAAGAAACAUUCACAGAAAUUUUACGAUAGAUAAUCAAUAGUGGGACAUAAAUUAGAUAAAUAAUUAUUUUUCAAUUUUCAUCGUCUUGUACUUUUCACCGAACAUUUUUCUUGUGAUUCUGCUCAAAAGUUUUUUAUGUUGCGAAUAUUUUUUAGGCAGAAAAUCGCAACUUAGGGACAAGAAAAUGUAUAUGGAAUAAAAUUGGCACGUUAAAUUUGUGCAAUAUGUGUAAACAAUUGUAUCUUUUAUUUUUCAGAAAAGAAAAAAAUUUAAAAAAUAAAUAAAUAAAGAAAGAUGAAUAAAAAUGUUGGAAAAGCAGUUUUUUCGAUGCUACAAAUGACAGUGGCAGGUAUUCUCUUUAUUUUUCGAAAAGAAUCAUUUAGCAAAAAAAAACUAUAAUAUUCGAAAAGAAUGAACGUAAAUGUAAAUUAAAUUUUAAUAAAUAAAAAAAAAGAAAUUCACAAAUUGUAUGUUUAAGCAUUUGUAAUCUGUGAUAAAAUGACUACUACUAAAUGAUAAUACCUAUUAAAUAUUUUAAAAAUAAAUGAGAGUAAUUUAAAAUGAGAUCUUGAUGAUUGAAAAUCGACAUUUUGGAAGCUUCUUGUCGAUAUAAACAAAUGAAUAAUUUCUACAAAAAGAAAAGAAAGGAAAAUAUAGAAAAAUUCUUUUGAAAAUCGCAGAAAAUUUUCUAAUAAUUUGACGAGAUGAACAAAGGAAAUUUAUAGAUUUUCAGUGAAGAAGAGAAGAAUGAAAAACUAAAACUUCUCAAAGUUUCAAACAAAUGAGAUGAGAAAUUCAACAUUUUGAAUGUAUAACUUUGUAAAUACGAUGAAUGUUUUCUGAAGUAAGUGUGAAAUGAACACUCGUAUCAAUUUUACUUAAUAUUUACUUACUUAUCAUUAAAUUGAACCUAAUCCUCAGUUUGCACUUUGACCCCAAAAAAAAAUGCAGAGGAAAACUCAGUGAAAAUUGUUUGUAUUUAGCUCAAAAGUAGUUUUGUUUUAUUUUAGAGGAGAAAUUUUGGUAAAUAAAGUUGUGCAAUGCAUUUUUCGGAGUGUAGACUGAGGAUGUUCAUUAAGUAACAAUUUACAUUAAUUAAGAAAUAAUUCGUAAAAGUAUAUAAAAGAAAUCAAAUCUAUGUAUAAAUUCACAAUCAUGAAAAUAGACGGAUUAUUAGAUUUAA
Molecule: messenger RNA, 4923 nt
Organism: Phlebotomus papatasi
Lineage: Eukaryota; Metazoa; Arthropoda; Insecta; Diptera; Psychodidae
Product: homeobox protein araucan
Exons: 7
Coding region: 1283-3400 (705 amino acids)
Biological process (GO): cell development; regulation of transcription by RNA polymerase II; neuron differentiation
Cellular component (GO): nucleus
Molecular function (GO): RNA polymerase II cis-regulatory region sequence-specific DNA binding; DNA-binding transcription factor activity, RNA polymerase II-specific
Source: RefSeq, a predicted model, not a curated record